UUUGGCCUUUGGGCUUUAACAACUAGAAGCACAGGACAGGGAAAAAACGCAGUGAACAAAGCACAAAGCUUCAUAGGUUGUUGCUUGCACGCAUAGGGCACCAUUCUCUCUUUCGCUUUUAGACAGAAAAAUAGGGGAAAAGAAAAAUCAAAGAAAGAAGCCAGCGUUGUUGCAAAAAACUAAAAGGGCAUGGCCUCAACAGAGAGCUCCAGAUCUUCAACUGCUGGGUCUCCUGAUUCAUACAUAGGCAGCUUGAUAAGCUUGACUUCUAAGUCUGAAAUCAGAUAUGAAGGUGUUCUCUUUAACAUCAACACUGAAGAAUCCAGCAUUGGUUUGAGAAAUGUAAGGUCAUUUGGAACAGAAGGGCGAAAGAAAGAUGGUCCACAAGUUCCAGCAAGUGAUAAAAUUUAUGAGUACAUACUCUUCCGUGGAAGUGAUAUCAAGGACUUGCAGGUUAAAUCUUCUCCACCAGUUCUGACCCCAGCACCUAUACACAAUGAUCCUGCUAUUAUACAGUCUCAUUAUCCCCAGUCAGCUAUUGCAUCCGCAGGCUUGCCUUCUUCUGGUACUGGAUCUAUGCAAGAUCCAGGUUCUCAAACUUCGUCUGUGGGACUUGCCAGGCCAACAUAUCAGGGCAGUCUUCCAUUAUAUCGACCUGGUCCGAGUUUAGGGCCAUGGGUUUCAUCAACUGCUACAACCACAAAUGGCGGGCUUUCCAUGCCAAUGUACUGGCAAGGUUACUAUGGGUCUACAAAUGGUCUUCCCCCACAGCAGCAACCUUUGCUUCAACCCCCACCUGGCUUGUCAAUGCCACCUUCCAUGCUGCAAUCUAUGCAAUAUCCAACCAUUAAUUUGUCGUUACCUACUGCAGCUUCUAACUUGCCAACUUCUCAGUUGUUUGAAAACGCUCGUCCUUUGCUGCCACCCAUUGGUACAGGCCCCCUGAAUUUGCAAUCUUCUGUGCUUGCAGCACAGUCUUCUACAGUAGUUUCAGACUCAUCAGCUAGUUUGCAUCCAGAUAGCGCUUCUGCUUUAACUCUUCCUACUGCAGCUUCAAGUAGUAGCUUGCCAUUGGUAUCUCCAUUGACUGCUGCUUUAGAUAAAAGUGCUGUGAUGUUGUCUCUUUUUGACAAACCUAAGACAGUCUCUGAUCCCAUAAUGCCAUUCAAAGGCAUGUCUGAUUCUGUUUCCUCCACCAUAGGGACAACAACUGCAAUUUUGAAUGAUGGAAUGCUUCCUUCUUUAGUAACCCCAGGCCAGCUUUUACAACCUGGAGUGGUCACAGCAUCUUCGUCUAUAUCUUCACAAAUAUCUCAAAAGGAUGUGGAGGUUGUGCAUGUUUCAUCUCAAGAGUUGACAUCAGCACCUGCAACAGCACCAGUUUCAGGAAAAGCACCGCCACCUGUGUCAGCACAAGCAUCACCACCAUUGUUAGCACAAGCCUCACCACAACUACCAAAAACAGUACAGGAACCAAUAUUGCCUUCACCUUCACCCUCUGAUCAUAAGCUGCAUGGAUCUCCAAUGCACUCUUAUCAUAGUUAUAGAGGAGGACGUGGAAGAGGAAGAGUAAGUGGAAAUGGGAUUUCAAGUUCAGCAACCAGAUUUACAGAAGAAUUUGAUUUCAUGGCAAUGAAUGAGAAAUUUAACAAGGAUGAAGUUUGGGGUCAUCUUGGCAAAAGUAGCCGAGCUCAAGAAGAUGCUGAUGACUUACAAAAUGAAGAUAGUAUUGGAACCUCGAAAGUGGAGGCUAAGCCUGUAUAUGUCAAGGAUGAUUUUUUUGAUUCCUUGUCCUGUGAUUCUCUUGAUGGUGGGUCUCGUGACGGGAGAGCUAGAUUUUCAGAGCAAAUGAAAAGAGAUACGGAGACCUUUGGCGAUUUCCCAAGGCAUCGUGGUGGCGGUAGAGGUGGUGGUGGACGUUUUCAUGGUGGUCGAGCACGUGGUUCAUAUUAUGGAAGAGGCUAUUAUGGUGGUAGGAGGGGUAGGGGAUAUGGCAUGGUAAAUCGUACCACCUAGUUAGCGGCAGCCCAAAUUGAGCACAGUUAGAAGAUCAAACUAUUAGCAGAAAUGUAUGUGAUGUUCCCUUCAAAUUGAAGAUGCUUAUGAUGGCCUUUGAUUGUAUUCCUACAAUGGUUGCUGCUUUAGGAUUUGACUAUUGACCUAUAGAAAUAAGCAAACCCCAGUAGACACAGAAGGAUUUCCAUUGCACUGCUACAUAAGGUUUUCUAUGGAUAAUGAUAGUGUGAGGUCAUUUUAUCUGUUAAACAGUGUUUUUGUUAUUUUGGCAAAUUAACACAGUUCUGUAUUAUGUGAAUUUUAAUUUUAAUUUUAAUUUCAAGGCUUUGUAACUUAUUUUUUUAUUAUUAUUAUUUCAUGAAGAUUUUAGGACAAUUCCC
Messenger RNA from Durio zibethinus, 2396 nucleotides. RefSeq names its product protein decapping 5-like. NCBI's taxonomy places the organism in Eukaryota, Viridiplantae, Streptophyta, Magnoliopsida, Malvales, Malvaceae. The record is from RefSeq and is a predicted model, not a curated record. Gene Ontology annotation, molecular function: mRNA binding. Gene Ontology annotation, cellular component: P-body. Gene Ontology annotation, biological process: cytoplasmic stress granule assembly; P-body assembly.